UCAUCACAAAAUUGACCACAGAGUAAAAGAGACAAGACAAAAAAAAAAAAAUGGGUCGAGCAACGAGAUGGUUUAAGGGUUUGUUCGGAAUCAAACCGUCCUCAUGUUCCGGUUCCGAUACCGGUGCCAUUUCCAACCGUCUUGACCGCUCUCUUUGCGACAGCUACGAGACCAUACCACCAAACAUCUCCGAGAAAGAAGCUGCGUGGCUAAGGUCGUUCUACGCGGCUGGUGAAGAGGAGAAAGAGCGUAGAACGCAUGCAAUAGCGGUUGCUGCGGCCACAGCUUAUGCCGCUGACGCAGCCCUUGCGUCUGCUAAAGCGGCUGCUGCGGUUGUUAGGCUCCAAGGUCAAGGAAAGAGUGGUCCGCUUGGAGGUGGAAAUACUCGUGAGAACCGUGCAGCUAUGCAGAUCCAAUGCUCCUUCAGAGGCUACUUGGCGAGAAAAGCUUUGAGAGCGUUGAAAGGAGUGGUGAAGAUACAAGCUUUGGUUAGAGGUUAUUUGGUACGGAAACAAGCGGCGGCGACUCUCCGGAGUAUGGAAGCACUUAUUAGAGCUCAAGCCACUGUUAAGUUUCAGAGAGCUCUCCGCCGUAUCGGAAAUGCUGCUCCGGCGAGAAAGUCCACGGAAAGAUUCUCCGGAUCUUUGGAAAAUCGAAACAACGGCGAAGAGACAGCUAAGAUAGUGGAGGUAGAUACAGGAACCAGACCCGGAACUUAUAGGAUCCGAGGACCCGUUUUAUCCGGGUCGGAUUUCUUAGACAACCCGUUUCGACGCACGCUCUCUUCACCUCUUUCCGGUCGCAUCCCACCGCGUCUGUCAAUGCCUAAACCCGAAUGGGACGAGUGCAGUAGCAAGUUCCCGACGGCACAGAGUACACCUCGUUUCGCAGGUGGGUCUCCGGCGAGGAGUGUAUGCUGCUCGGGCGUCGGAGCAGAGGCGGAGGUGGAUGCUGAGGCUGAUGCUAUCGCUCACCGGUUCUGUUUCUUGUCGGGAGAAUUUAACUCGGGUUACACGGCAGAUACAAUGUCGUUUAGGGCGAAAUUGAGGUCGCAUAGUGCACCGAGACAGAGGCCGGAGAGUAAUGCUACCGGCGGAGGAUUGAGGAGGAGUAUCGGUGGCGGUGUUCGGAUGCAGAGACCGUCGUGUUCGGGUGUCCGAGAAGCCGUGGUUGGGAAUAUCGAAAGGCGUAGAAUGCAUUGGUGAUUCUUAUUCUCGUGUAUCAAAUUUUCACAUAGUUUGAUACUCUUAAGAGUUUUGUAAGCUUCUUGACUGACAAAAUUCAAAACGUUCUUGUCUCUUGUUUGGGAUUUGCAUUGUGUAUUAUCGCAUUGAUAUUCAUUAUCGUGUAUUAAA
Messenger RNA from Capsella rubella, 1355 nucleotides. RefSeq lists its product as uncharacterized. Bases 51 to 1205 code for a protein of 384 amino acids. NCBI's taxonomy places the organism in Eukaryota, Viridiplantae, Streptophyta, Magnoliopsida, Brassicales, Brassicaceae. Gene Ontology annotation, molecular function: protein binding. The transcript is spliced from 3 exons. The record is from RefSeq and is a predicted model, not a curated record.